This is a messenger RNA of Notodromas monacha, 1890 nucleotides long. The record is from the annotation of a GenBank genome assembly. NCBI's taxonomy places the organism in Eukaryota, Metazoa, Arthropoda, Ostracoda, Podocopida, Cyprididae.
AUGCGGGGGUUCUCUUCAAGUGUUUCAGGCGGUUGGGCAGUUCUGAGGAACUGGAAUCAGAAUACGUUUGAUCACCAAAAUGUGCUCAAAAAAUUGCACGCGACGUAUCGCGUGGAACCCUUCUUCUCCAUCCGGGUUGUUCCGGACGACAAAAACCCGGGAUCAACUAUCGUCAAGAUUGGACCAGCGAAGUUGAGUCUGCCGGACAAGAGUUAUUAUACGCGAAGUCCAGAUGAUCCGAUGGUCCUGGCGUUUGAACGGUUCGUCGAGGACACGGUUCGGGAGUUCGGCGCCUCGGGGCCGGACGCGAAGGCGUUUGCGGAAAACAUGUUCCAUCUGGAGAAGCGCAUUGCCAUGUUCACACCGGAUCUCCAGGACUCGGAGAACCCGGUCACGACCUACAACAGAAUUUCCCUCAAGUCCUUGAAGACCAUCGCGGGAAGCGUUCCUUGGCUGGAAAUUGUGAGGGAAGUUUAUCCGGACGCGGAAGUGAGCCAAACCACGCCUGUGUUGAUUGUCUCGAAGCAAUACGUUCAGGACGUGUCGCAGCUGUUUUACGCCAAUGAUCAACACAAGAAAUGUGGUCACCGGGGAUACGUGAUCGAGGAUGGGAAAGUGGUGAAAUGCGAAUUACACCCUCAUUUCAGGGCCCUGAACAACUUUCUGAUGUGGAAACUGGCCGAAGCCAUGGUGCCCUUUUUGUCCUCGCAUUUCCGGGCCAUUUACGACUUGUACGCCGUCGCAGUUUCCGGAGCGAGGAAACCUUUUGAACGCUGGGAAGUAUGCGCAAAUGUUCUCGAGCAGAAUUUCGGUUUUGCGGUUGGUGCUUUAUCGUGGGACAGAACAUUGAAUCGUGAAGAGAUCAUCAACACGGUGGAAGAAAUGUUUCACCGCAUGCGAAAAGAAUUCAUCCGUCACGUGGAGGACAACGACCUGUUGUCCGACGAAAUGAAAGCCCGCAAUAUUGAAAAGAUUGAGACGAUGAAGCUGAUCGUAGGCUAUCCCGAGAGAAUGGUGCAGUCGGAAUACCUGAACGCGAUGUACGAGAAGAUGACUGUGCAGCGAGGAGCAUUUUACCGGAACAUCCUGUACGGUGCCUACUUCCGCCGGAUGACGGAGCAACAAGCCCUGCGCUCCACGGACCAGGAUUACGUUUGGAGGGACGUGCUGUUGGCUGAUCAGCCGAGUUACGUUCACCAAUCGAAUGUACUUGUUGUGCCUCCGCACGUGCUUCGUGCGCCUUUCUUCAAUCGCAAGUUUCCGCGGUCAUUCAAUUACGGAAGCGUGGGAACGCUUAUUGGGAAAGCCAUGAUGAGCGCGUUGGAUGAAAUCGGUGUUCAUUAUUCGCCUGAUGGUUUACUUGACCCAAUACUCAAAAUUGAUGUCAAUGCAUCUGUGAUCGAUGAUUUUGAGCCUUCUCCACUGCGGGCGACGAGCAAUCAUCUAGUAGUUCCACGCGAAUGUCUCAGGAAGGCAUUUAUGGAACUGGAACUGGGUAAUGCGAAUGAAGUCGCGAGGGCAGUGAAUUGCAGUUCCGUUGAUAUUGCUGGAGUUCGGCUCGCUCUCAGAGCUCUGGAAGCAAGUUUCGAAGACGCUGACGAACCGCCUCAGCCCGGUUUGCCGUAUUUUCCACAGGGCAUUUUCUUUUUGUCUUAUUCGCAGAUGUUUUGCGGAGAAGUCCGAGAAAACCAAGAGGAAAUCGACCUGAUUUCAUCGCGGUGUUUUUCUCCUAAAACCAGAUUAAGGGCAGCACUCACGCAGCUGGAUGAGUUUGGAGAUGCAUUUGAAUGUGAUGGUGGGGACUGGAGCAGCUCGACCAGAAAGCAGCAAGGACGCCUAUCGUCGCCAUCUGAGAAGCGACUCACGGACUCCCAGUCAAAGCGACCCUAG